Messenger RNA from Ipomoea triloba (trilobed morning glory), 2418 nucleotides. RefSeq lists its product as uncharacterized. The transcript is spliced from 6 exons. Lineage: Eukaryota; Viridiplantae; Streptophyta; Magnoliopsida; Solanales; Convolvulaceae. The record is from RefSeq and is a predicted model, not a curated record. The coding region runs from base 1 to 2418 and encodes 805 amino acids.
AUGGAUCGGAGUUGGAUGUAUAAGAAACGUAAUACACUUGAAUAUGUCAAUGGGGUUCUAGACGUCGUACAAAUUGCCAAGGAAUAUGCAAAUGAUGUCGAAUUAGAUGUAGAGAAAGAUAAACGUAAAGAAGAUAAUGUUAGAAAUGAUGAAGACAAUGACCGGCUAAAUGAAAUGAUGCGUGAUAUGCAAGGGGAUUUGAAUGAACUGCCUCAAGAGUUUGAAACUUUUUUUGGAAAUUCUGGAAAACCUUUGUUUUCUGGAUGUAGUAAAUUUACAAAGUUAUCAUCAAUGCUUAAAUUGUAUAACUUAAAAGCAAAAAAUAGGUGGAGUGAUAAGAGUUUCACGGAGUUAUUGAAACUUUUAAAGGACAUGCUUCCUGAUGAUAACAAACUUCAUUGUUCAACUUAUGAGGCAAAGAAAAUGUUAUGUCCGUUGAGUAUGGACAUUGAAAGGAUCCAUGCAUGUCCAAACAAUUGUAUUUUGUAUUGGAAACAAUACAAAGACUUGCAUGUGUGUUCGAAGUGUGGAGCAUCGCGUUAUAAACGGAAAGGAUACGAUGAUGCAUGUGAGAAGAAGAAAGGUGCUCCUGCGAAGGUGUUGUGGUAUCUACCGGUGAUUCCGAGGUUCAAGCAUUUGUUUGAAAAUCCAAAUUAUGCAAACAAUUUGCAAUGGCAUGCUGUUGGUAGAAAAGAAGAUGGAAAGUUGAGACAUCCCGCCGAUUCUCCUCAAUGGAAGAACAUUAAUAUGAAGUUUCCUGAAUUCGAUUCCAAAAACCGAAAUCUUAGGCUUGGACUAUGCACAGAUGGAAUGAAUCCUCAUGGUAACAUGAGUAGUCGCCAUAGCACUUGGCCAGUUCUUUUAACAGUUUACAAUCUUCCUCAUUGGUUAUGCAUGAAGCGUAAGUACAUCAUGUUAUCUUUGUUAAUAUAUGGGCAUAAACAACCAGGAAACAACAUAGAUGUGUACUUGACACCGCUUAUUGAAGAUUUAAAUAUACUGUGGAAUGAAGGUGUGGCGGUGUUUGAUGCUCAUAGCCAAACCAACUUCACCUUGCGAGCCAUGCUGUUCUGCACAAUCAAUGACUUCCCAGCAUAUGGUAACUUGUCAGGAUAUACUACUAAAAGGGCUAAGGCAUGCCCUAUUUGUGAAGAUGAAACAUAUGAUCUUUGGCUAAACAAUAGUAAGAAAAAUGUGUUCAUGAGUCAUCGAACCUUUCUACCUAUUGACCAUCCUUAUAGAAAGAAGAAAAAAGUUUUCAAUGGAAAAUCUGAGACUAGAGUGGCUCGCUCACCAUUAUCAAGGGAUGUCGUUUAUGAAAGAGUAAAAAACAUUGAUAUUGUGUUUGGAAAAACUUCAAAAACAAGUCAGAAGGGUAUUUGGAAAAAGAGGUCUAUAUUUUGGGAUUUACCAUAUUGGGAGCACUUAUCUGUUAGACAUUGUCUUGAUGUAAUGCAUGUAGAGAAAAUUAUUUGUGAUAGCAUUAUCGGGCCAUUGUUGAAUAUUCCAGGUAAGACGAAAGAUGGUAUAAAAGCUGGAAAAGAUAUGGUUGAAAUGGGGAUAAGGGAUCAGUUAGCACCACAAGAAUCGGGAAAGAUGGCAUACUUACCUCCAGCUUGUUAUACUUUGUCUAAAAAGGAGAAAACACGUUUUUGUAGCUGUCUGAAUGGUAUUAAUGUUCCUUCCGACUAUUCAUCUAAUAUUAAAAAACUUGUUUCAAUGAAGGACCUUAAAUUGGUUGGUAUGAAAUCUCAUGAUUGCCAUGUGUUAAUGCAACAUAUGUUACCUGUUGCUAUUAGAGGCAUAUUACCAAACCAUGUUAGACAAACCAUUACCAAGCUUUGUUACUUUUUCAAUGCCAUUAGUAGUAAAGUUGUUGAUCCAGAUGUGUUAGAUUCGUUGCAAGCUGAUGUGAUAGUAACUUUAUGCCAAUUUGAAAUGUAUAUGUAUGCAUUUGAGAGAUACAUCGGAAUUUUGAAAGGAUAUGUGAGAAAUCGAUACCGGCCAGAAGGGAGUAUAAUUGAAGCUUAUGGCGCUGAAGAAGUCAUUGAUUUUUGUACUGAUUAUUUGUCUAAUGUUGAGUCCAUUGGUGUUUCUAAAUCACGUCAUGAAGGAAGACUCACAGGAAAAGGUACCAUUAGUAUCCCAAGCGUAAGGCCGAAGCAGGUUGAGGAGGGUGACACUGUCAACGGCGAUGGCGGGCUGUGGACACUGUCGACGACGGCGAGGGCUGGCUGUAGACGGCGGUGGAGGGCUGGCUGUCGACACGACGGCGGUGGAGGGCUGGCUGUGGACGGCCAGGGGCGGUGGAGGGCGACCGGUGAAGCUGUCAACGACGUUUGGGAGAAGGGUUUGCAGAUAGAGCAGCAACGAAGGUGGGAAUUGAAAAAGGGUUUUAUGACUAAUGAGAGGGAAUAA